GCAGAAUCUACGGACAGGUGCGUAUGUCGGUGCGUCAGUGCAACUAUGGACUUAAAACGGUCUGUCCCUAAUUAUCCCGACCUGAUUUAGGUACCCAAACAACACGUGAACAAGUGUAGUAAUCGAAAAAAUUGUUUUUUAGUGAAGUUUCUGUUAUGUGGCAUUCUAAGAGAAUGUUUGAAGUGUGUUAAGGCUUAACUUCCUAUACUUGUGUGGAUUAUAAGUGGAUUUUAUGGAUUAAUCUUUUAAUAUUACCCAACAAAAAGUUCCAGAUUUUUCCAAUGGCGUAUCAUCGAAUAGUAUUUAGUAUAUUAUUAUUUACUAUUGUUUCAAAAUUAGAUGCCAUAGGACUAUGUGAAGUUGAAAAUGGACAAUCCAAUAUUGUUUUAGAUAUAGAGGAAAGUAGGCUGAGUUCAAUUUCACAAGAAACCAAUCCGCCAGAGUUACCGAUAUCGGGAAUACCAAACGUGGAUAUAUUCUUAGAUCUUUCCUUUCCAAAAGGUCCACCUGUUUUUUUUCUUAACGACAAAAAACUUCAACUGCUCUCUCCAUUAGAUAGGGAUGAAAAUAGUAUUUCGCAUAUAGUUUUUCAGUUAAUUUGUACUGUAAAAUCAUCUCAUAAAAAACGGACAAUUCCUGUUAUUGUAAGACUGACAGAUAUAAACGAUAAUGCCCCACAGUUCGUUAAUACGCCAUAUGCAACCAGUAUAUCAGAGUUGACCCCUGUAGGUACAACUAUUUUUCAAAAUAUUCUUGCCAAGGAUAAGGAUUCAGGUGUAAACGGUUUAGUAGAGUAUUCGAUAGUCGAUGGUGUCGAUUUGGAUUUGUACGAUGAAGGCAUAGGCAGAAACCGAGUACACAGCGAGGACGGAUACGGCUACUUCGCCAUCAAUCUGCCCCAUCAGGGUCAGGUUACGGUCAAUAGAACACUAGACUUCGAGAAGACACAAAGAUACUAUGUCACGAUAGUCGCCACGGACCGAUCUCGUGACGAAUCUCAAAGACUUUCAUCAACAACAACAUUGACCGUAAAUAUUAAAGAUGACGACGAUCUUCCACCGUCAUUUAUUUACAAAGGAUGCAUGCUCUUGGAUGGAACAUGCAUUAAUCCUGAAUAUUCCACAUCGGUUUCUAGUGGAAUGCUACAUGGAAUUUUAAAUAUUUUACCUGAAAAAAUUCAAGCAGUUGAUAUGGAUACCAUUAACUCACCUAUUCGGUAUUCCUUUGUUAGUGGAACUCCAGAUUCUUAUAGUCAAUAUUUUCGCAUUGAUCCUGAUACCGGAGCCGUUCAUCAAAUCAAAGCAGUUGAUACUUCAACAACUAAAAUGUUUCACAUUAUCUUAAAGGCACAGGAAGUAUCAGAAGCAAAAAGAUCAACAACGGCUAAAUUGUUAAUUACAGUAAAACCUGUAGAUGCAAAUCCGCCUGAAAUUAAAUUAUCUUUUCCGGAAGGGUAUGUUGAUGAAAAUUCCCCAAUUGGGCAAAAGGUUUUAGAUAAAAAUGGAGAUCCGCUUAUAGUUUCAGUGGUAGAUAAAGAUUUUAGCCCCGAAGAUCCUAAGCCAACAUAUACGUUUGAACUAACUAGUCCCUCUUUCCUAAUUGAUAAAUUUGGUCACCUUAUGGUUAACGAAAACAAUUUGGAUCGUGAUCCACCAAAUCCAGGUAGAUUUAAAUUUCAAAUUGUCGCAAGAGAGAAAAAUGGAGUUGCUGCUAGCGCCCCUAUGUCUGUAACAGUAUUCCUAAAUGAUGUAAACGAUAACGCCCCUAUUUUACCUAUUAUACCACCAGUAUCUGUUCCUGCUGGAGAUUUAAAGCGGAAAGUAGCAAUUAUUAAAGCUACCGAUAAUGAUGAAGCUAAAAACUCGGAAAUAAAAUACUCUAUAUACCAUGUUUCAAAUAAUGGUAAUAAUAAGUUUACUAUUAACCCAACCACAGGGCUUUUAGAAACGGUGGGAAAACUAAAUGCAGGGGACCAGUAUAGUUUAACAGUUCAGGCUACUGAUAAGGGUGAAUUGUAUACCCAGGCUAUCGUUGAGGUUACGAUAAGUCCAGGUCCAAACACUCAAGCUCCAGUUUUUGAGCAAUCCAUUUACGACAUUGAAGUAAGCGAAGGAGCUACCAUAAAUUCUACUAUUGCUACGAUUAUGGCUCUAGACCCAGAAAACGAUCCUGUAUCAUAUUCUAUAGUUUCUGGAAAUGAUUUAAGGCAAUUUGCUAUUGGUACAAAGUCUGGAAUUAUAACUGUUAUUAGAAAACUGGAUAGAGAAGAUUUAACUAAAUAUCAGUUGACCAUCAAAGCAGAAGACACCGGCAAACUAUCGAGUACCGCAACAAUAAACAUAAAAAUAACCGACAUUAACGACAAAAAUCCAGAGUUUGUAGGUGAUCCGUAUGCGUUUAAGGUAAAAGAGGGUCUUAAUAAAACCUCGGUAGGUUUCGUUCAAGCCAAAGAUGCCGAUGAAGGUAUUAAUGCUUUAGUAUCGUAUUUUAUACCAUCUGAUUUGCCAUUUAAUAUUGAUAACGAGACUGGAGAAAUUACCACCAAUAGACCAUUGGAUUAUGAGACUCAAAAGGAAUAUAGCUUUGUAGUCACUGCCAAAGAUGGCGCCUUAGAUCCUAGAAUAGCUACAGCUACAGUUUCCAUUGAAGUAAUUGAUGUAGAAGAUGAAGUUCCUAUUUUUAAGAAGCUAGAGUAUGUUGCAGAAGUUCCAGAAAAUAUGCCCGAUUUUUUUAUAACGAACGUACAAGCAUUUGAUCCUGAUACAAUAAAAAAGAUAACUUAUGUAAUUCAUCAAGGACCUCCGGAUUUAUUCAGAAUUGAUGAAAACACAGGUUCUAUUUUUACCACAAGAGGUUUGGAUUAUGAAAAAGAUAGUCAACAUGUUUUAAUAAUUGGAACAUUGGAAAAUAUGUCAAGCAAAGAGGAUAGUACUACCAAAAUUAUAGUAAAUGUAGAGGAUAGAAAUGAUAUUCCCCCAGUAUUUACUAUUAUACCAUAUCCAAUAACUUUAGAGGACGACGUUGCAAUUGGUAGUACCGUGACAACUUGUGUAGCAACGGAUUCAGAUGGAACAUCCCCGGGAAAUAAAGUGCGUUAUGAAAUAAUUGGAAGAGGCAAAUCCACAAAAUAUUUCCAAAUAGAUCCCGAUACAGGUGUCUUACGAGUUACCAACGAUUUAAAAAAAGAAAUUGAUACAGAAUAUCAGGUUGAUGUGAGAGCUUACGAUUUGGGUGAACCACAAUUAUCUUCAGUUAUCACAAUAGAUAUUUACAUACAACACGUUGCUACUGUUGCCCCUGAAGUUGGUCUUCGAUUUGCAGAUACUUCUUAUAACUUACAAGUACUAGAAAACGCGACUAUCGGUCACAAAAUUAAAACACUAACAAUAGUUAACAGUAGAACACACGGUCUUAACAUACCUUUAAAAUGUCAGGUAAUUUCUGGAAAUAAAGAGGGUAUGUUUUUUAUUAAUGUAACGGAAGACAGAAAUUGUGCAGUAUACUUAAAUGGAUCCUUAGAUUAUGAGGUUAAGGAAAGUUACGAGAUGGAAGUACAAAUAAUGUCCUUACAGGGUUUUAUAAACAAAGAAUUUAGUAUUACACAAAUAUCUAUCAAUGUUAUGGAUAUUAAUGAUAAUAAACCAUACUUUAUAUACCCCAGUAGUACUACGUUUAAAAAAUUUUACGCUGCCAUAACGAACAAUUCUCCAUUGCAAACUACAGUGAUUCAAAUUAAGGCCAACGAUAAAGACAGUGGAAAAUUCGGAAAAAUAAAGUUUUCCCUUCAAGGAAACAACAGUUUAAAAUACUUUGAUAUAGAUGAAUCUUCUGGAAUAAUUCGAACAAAAAAAUCAUUUGCAGAAAUUGAUGAAAAUGAUCUCCCCUUCCAAUUAAAUGUUCAAGCUCGUGAUAACCCCAACGCGUCCAAUGAUUACUUCGAAAUAAAAACUCCAGUAAUAGUGAACUUAAUAUCACCUGAAAAUCGAUUAAUUCUAGUAAUCGGUGAUGCUAAACCCGACGCAGUACAAUCAAAAUUGGAUACUAUUACGCAUGUCAUUGAAGAACAGUCAGGUUUUAUAGCGGGAGUGGAAAAACUAUCGGUAAUGGAGUUUGUUAGUAGUAAUGGGACGUUGGAGAAAGACAGUUCCGCUACUGAUGUGUGGUUCUAUGUGAUCGAUCCCGAGACUGAUGAGAUUUUACCAAGAAACAGCACUUUAGUUAAGAGGUCUAUUUUGGAAAAAUCAGCAAUGGAUAAUAUAACUUUUGAUAUAACCGGACAAAUUAAGAACACAGCUUUAAAUAUACACGAACCCAUAGUAUUACCACGCACAAAAACCGCUUCGAUUGCGGCUUUUAAUGGAGAAGUAUUUCCAUAUGCCCUUAUUAUCAUAGCUUGUAUUAUUUUUGUCUUGGGUAUUGUUGGAAUUAUCUACAUUUGUGUGUCUUGGUCCAAGUAUAAAAAUUUUAAAAAUCAAAUGCAAAGACAAUAUGUAGUACCAGCUAGUCCUGCAAGAUACGACACAGUUUACGUAGAACCCAAUUUAAAAGAGUAUGAGACUCAAGUACUGCAGAUGUGUGUUCCAGUAGAUGAUCACGACGAUUUUAAUGAUCUUCAUUUAGAUUUCAGCAACAAGAACCACGCUUUUAAUUUGGAUAAUGUUAGCUAUAUAAGUAAAGACAAUAACUUAAAAAAAUAUGAUCAAUCAAGUCCUGUUAGUAGUGAAUCAGCCACAACAGCUCGAGCCUCCAGUGUUGGGGAAAAUCGUAAAAAUAAUGAACACUCCCACAGGAGGGAUCAUAUGUAUAACAAUAGAUCUUCAGAUGAAGAUGACCUUAACGCCAGUCCAACGAACGAAAAUGUGAUGUUUAGAGAAAAAAAAGACUAUUCACAUUUAGGAUUCACUUAUGGUGAUCACUCACCAAUUGAAACAACAACAGAAUUGUAGAUGUAAAAACUGUAUA
Messenger RNA from Brassicogethes aeneus, 4962 nucleotides. The record is from the annotation of a GenBank genome assembly. Lineage: Eukaryota; Metazoa; Arthropoda; Insecta; Coleoptera; Nitidulidae.